Paramecium octaurelia is the source of this 3451-nucleotide messenger RNA. Lineage: Eukaryota; Ciliophora; Oligohymenophorea; Peniculida; Parameciidae. The record is from the annotation of a GenBank genome assembly.
AUGGAAGCAGAUUAACCAUUGGUGACUAAUUUUUUUAUAGAAUAAUAAAUAAAAAUAUUAAAACCCUAACCUCUAGCUAUUAAAUAAAGUACUGAAAUUUUAUAGCAUUACUAUAAAUUAUAAGCAGUAACAAUUUGAAUAUAUUAUCACUUUUAUUAGAAAGAAUAAGUCAAGGUCAUCGAAACAUCUUUGCUCAGCAUUUAUUCAUUUUUUUAAGCAGACAACUUUGAAGGUUUUUAGGAUAUCAAUGCCAAGAUUAAUAAUUUGCUUGAAGACAUUUCUAAACUGGAUGACAACACAAUAAGAAAGGGGUAAUAUCGGAGAUCAAUUGGUAGAAAGACAUUAUAAAAGUAUUUCAUUCUGAUUGUAUGUAUUAAAUAGAUCAUUUAAAAUUUUAUCCUUAAAACUCAGAAUAACUUUGGACAUAAUCAGUAAAAAGUGGGUAAAUAAACAAAAUAUAAAAAAUUAAUUAAGAUGGUCUAACCUGUGCAUUCGCAACAUACAAAAGUAUAUUGACAUAUUUAAGAUAAAGUACUUUGAAUUCAGAUUUAACUUUGGUUUCUAAAAAGUUUUAUAAAAUGUUUAUAUGCAGAAUUUGUGAGUAACCAGUUUAAGCAACAUAGAUGGCACAACAUUGUAUAAUGUGUGAAUAGCAAGCUGAGAGCAAAAAAAGAUUAUUGGAACUAAAUCUGGAAUUAGCAAAUAUUUGUGAUUAGGCAUAUUUAGAAAAGAGGAAUGUGCAAGUGAAAUUGGCAAUAAAGAAGUACAAUUAUCAUUAUUAUGUUAUAAGGAUGAGGGACAAAACAAGAAGGAGACAAUAUCACAACACUAAAUAUAUAUAUAGAAGAGUCUAAACUUUAGAUGACUAAGAUGAAGAUGAAGAUAAUUAAAAUGAAUAUCAAUAAGAAUUGAACAACAUAGUCAACAUUAUGACGUAAAUUAUUAACUUUGCUGAAAAAACAUUAAAUAAUGCUGCUGAAGUUGAAGAUACUAAAUGUAAUAACUUAUCUUGAGCUUUAUUAAUAGAAACUUUAGUACUGUUAAAUGACAUAGUUAAUGCAAUUUAAUGUAUUGAAAGCCAAGAAACUUUGUCGAUUAUUAAUGCAACUCAUAAAUGCUUAUUGGAUAGACUUGAUUAUUAAAAAAAAAAAGAGAAUAUCAUUAAUAAUUCAAUCGAAGGAUCACCUAAUCAAAAUUAAGACAAUAUUACUAAAAUUAAAAGAGCAUUCACUAAAUCUAAUUCAAUCUCAUUUAGGAUGCCCAAAUUUCAGAAUUCCCCGUCUCCUUCUUAAAGAAUCUCUACAGAUCCAAUAUAAGAAGAAGAUGAUUCACCAUCGUCGCCUUAAAUUUAAUCACCACAAAAACUUGGAACUCAAAGAAAAGCAUUCAAAAUGAACUCUUCCAUCUUUAAAUUAAGUGAUGGAUCUGAAUCACCUAAAUCAAUUAAAUAAUCAUCUGCUUUAACUUAAAUGAAACCAAGUUAUUUUUGUUAAACUGAAGUAAAUUAAUCAAUUAAUUCUUCAAUUAGUGAUCUUAAAGUAGAAUAAACAAAAAAAUAAUCAAGUAACGAAAUCACUUAAUCCAAAGAUACCAAAGAUACAAUUCAAAAUUCUUUGUUAAAACUAACAUAAUUCAAAGCAUCCAUACAACCUCUCUUAAUGAAAAAUUAAAAACCUUAAAAUUUAGAAGAAAUUAUAGAAGAAAAAUAAAAAUAUCCAAAAAAAAUUGAAAUUCAAAAAUCCAUAAAAGAUAGUGAAAAUUCAUCAAACAUAUCUAGUAUGGAAUCUGGCAAUUCUAAUAAUAACGAAGUUGCUAAUCAAGCACCUGUAAAAAAAUAAAGAAAAAAGAAGAAAUUAAGUUUCUAAUCUUAAGAAAUUGAAAAAGCAUAAUUAGUCGGAAAAAAUUAACAAAGGAAAAGCAAAUUCUUUGAAAAUCAAGUGUGUAAGUCUCCCAUUGUUGUUUAAGAAAAUGCUAUCGAUGAAAUUUUGAUAGAUAAAGGUUAUCAUUCUGAUUCCAACUUAAUCAAAACUGUUUCUCCUUAAUUAAAUGAAACUUCAAAAGUUGGAAUUAAAGACUUUGAAUUCAUAAAGCUAUUAGGAAAGGGAGCUUAUGGUUGGGUCUUUUUAGUGAAAAAGAAAGGAUCAGGAGAUCUUUAUGCUUUGAAAAUAAUUGACUGCGCUUAAAGAGUAAUUUAACAUUCUAUCUUAGAACUUAGAAGCAUUUCUUGAAUAAUUAAAGGCUGAAAGAAACAUUUUCGAAAUUUUAAAUAGCAGUUUUGUUGUCAAAGCCUACUUUUCAUUUGUUCAUGAACAAUAUCUGUGUUUUGUAUAAGAAUACAUGAUGGGAGGAGAUCUAGCAAGCAUUUUGAAACAAUAUACGGUAGACUCUAUCAUUAUUUAAAUUAGGCAUUGGAUGAAUUUUAUGUUCAACACUAUAUGGCUGAAAUAGUUUUGGCUCUAGAAUAUUUAAGAUAAUAAAAUAUAGUACAUAGAGAUUUAAAACCAGAAAAUAUAUUACUAGAUUGUUAAGGACAUUCUAAACUAGCUGAUUUUGGUUUAUCAGAAUAAGGAGUGAAUAGCAGAUUGAAAUUAAAAGAAAAGUUGACUUCCUAAAAUUCUGCUGAGAUACCCACUUGUGUAGAAUAAAUCAGUGAUCAAUAAGCAUAUUAACCUGUCUAUAAAUAAUUGAAAAAGGUAGAAUCCAUUUUAGUGGAGAAAUAAGGAAGCAAGACAAAAAAGUAAUUGAAUUCAAUAUAAAAAGGAUUGUUGGAACUCCAGAUUAUAUUGCUCCUGAAAUCAUAUUAGGAACUUCAAUCAGCAACUUUAGUUCAGAUUACUGGAGUUUAGGUAUUAUAAUGUACGAAUUGCUUUGUGGUAUUGCCCCUUUUAAUGAUGAUACUGUUGAUAAAAUAUUUGAUAAUAUUUUGAAUAUGCGAAUCGAAUGGCCUUAAAUUGGAGAAGGAGAGGAUUGUAUUUCAGAAUAAGCAUAUGAUCUAAUUGUAAAAUUGUUGGAACCUGACUUCAACAAGAGAAUUGGGCAUAAAUCUAUUGAAGAAAUAAAAAAUCACAAAUUCUUUAAAGGUAUCAUAGAAAUAUUAGUUUUAGGGAUUUAAUGGAACAAAUUAUUGAGCAAACCAGGAUUGAUUAUUCCGGAAUUGAAUUGCGAGUCAAAAGAUACUGAAAAGAUGCAAUAGUUUCUAAAAAAGUUGGAGAAAACUAAUAAGGAUUCAGAAAAUAAAAAAUUAGCCUAAUAAUUAAAAGCUCAGCUUUAAAAUUUAGAGAGAAUUGAUUUAUUAAAAUAAAGAAGCACAUAAGAAUCCGAUAAAUAUUUGUAUAAAUAAUUUUUUAUUAGAUUACAAGUGUAAAAUGAACAGAAAAAAAUUUAACAUUAAAUUGAGUUACUUACACAACUUUAUGCCAAACUUUACUAAUGCUACUCCAACAUGCAGUGA